Molecule: messenger RNA, 660 nt
Organism: Lachancea nothofagi CBS 11611
Lineage: Eukaryota; Fungi; Ascomycota; Saccharomycetes; Saccharomycetales; Saccharomycetaceae
Source: the annotation of a GenBank genome assembly
AUGACCGAUAAACCUGCUUCUUUCAAGAGCAUUCUUGCAGGUGUCCAGAGACUUAGAGAGUCUCAUGGUCCCGGCGAUGCCAGUUCAGGCGCUACUUUGCCACCGGAACCGGUGCCAGAGCCCAAACGUCCAGAUCCGCUCUCUGGCUCUGCGAAUGUGACACCUGUGCCGGUAAUCAACGCUUUCAAUCAACAGAAAACUGAUGCAGCUGCAGGCAAAGAACUUUCACAGAUUGAGGAGCGUAAGCGUAAGUGGGGCGAUGUAUCUAAAGGACCUUCUGGGAUCUCAGUCCACGGCAAAACAGUGCUUGUUAGCGCAUCACAACGUGGUAAUCCUUUACUGAGUAGCAUGACUAACACAAGUUGGCGCUACAUAUCACCAACUGGUGGCAAUAAAGUUCACUAUGACUAUUGUGUUCAAGGCCGCAACGUCGUAUUUUUGUCGCUGAAAUACCAUAAACUGCAUCCGGAGUAUAUCUCUAAGAAAAUUCAGCCACUUAUUAAGUCUAAAAACAACGUAAUGAUAUGUGUUGUUGACGUUGAAAGCUCUGAGAAUAUCCUGAAAGAUCUCAACAAAGCUUGUAUGUUCAAUGGAUUUGCGCUGCUACUGGCGUUUAACUUCGAGCAAGCAGCCAAAUACAUCGUCUUCAUGAACAAGUAG